Molecule: messenger RNA, 1017 nt
Organism: Metarhizium acridum CQMa 102
Lineage: Eukaryota; Fungi; Ascomycota; Sordariomycetes; Hypocreales; Clavicipitaceae
Source: RefSeq, a predicted model, not a curated record
AUGGCCGAAUCCACGUAUAUUUCGGAGCAGCAAAACGCCUCAACGCCCACAACAACCAAACCGUGCCGAGAAGAAGACGGAUUGAUGGCAAUCCCUUACUCAGAGACCGCUGAGUGCGAGCCGCCAGUUCCCAUGGUGCCUUUAAAGAGUCCUCAGCGAACGCCGCGAGAUUGUUCGGAAGAGUCGCCGCCAAUCAGCCCGCCUUCUUCCUCGUCGUCUAUAUAUGCUGGAUCAGCCAUUCCAACAAUACUGGAAAUGCCGCAGUCCGUCGAAGAGCAUUCAUGUGCUCUCCCGUCGUCCAUGCUGCAACCAAUGUCGGCUUCCAUCUACGAAGUCACAUGGGAGGACGUGUUCCCGGUGGAGGAAGUCAUGGAUGAAGUAACAGGAUUGCCAAUCUACAUCGCACCGUGGAUAAUUCGAAGCGAAUCGGAUGAGGAUGAUAAUAGAAGAAUGGAAGACUGGACGCCACCCAUCGUUUCGGCUUCAAUGAAGCGCCAGCCCGCGGACAGUCAAACCGCCAAGAAGCCCGCGCAUAAAUGGAAAAAAGGCCGCGACGUGGAGCCGCUGACAAUUCACCCAAAGAAGAAGCGCAACUUUUGGAUGUCGUUCCGAAGAAGCAAGAAAGCGAUUGCUGCAGCAGUCGCAGGCUCGGUGGCAUCACUGGAGGGCAAUGAAGGUUCUCAAAGGGGCCCCCAAGCCACCCCAGAGCCACAGCGGUCUGUCUCUCAGCUUGGCCGCAAGGGCACUGUUCGUGAGCAUCGUGAGCCCGGUGCUGUCGAUGCCAUCGCCAGUCCAGCCGGAGAGCCCGAUCCUGCACAGAGUCAUCCAAAGUCUCUGGUCGAAGUCAGGCACCCUGUUGUAUCAAUUACUCAAGUCGACGUUCCGACGCCACCAACAACACCGAAGAACGAAGAACUGAAUUCUGUUAUGAGUGCGGAGAUGGGUCACAAGAUCAAUAUUGCCAUACCGGAAGCGAAGUUACUGAAUGACGAAUUGAGAGCCCGAUUCUGUUGUUAG